Aureobasidium uvarum is the source of this 882-nucleotide messenger RNA. The record is from the annotation of a GenBank genome assembly. NCBI's taxonomy places the organism in Eukaryota, Fungi, Ascomycota, Dothideomycetes, Dothideales, Saccotheciaceae.
AUGUCUCUGCUCAAUAUAUUCGGCCGUCGCAAUGAAGCCUCGUCAACGUACAACCCUGUAUCAGAGGACGAGGACAAAUUGCUCGACGAACCUGUACAAACAACCAGAGCUGAGCUAGAGAAACUCAAGCAAGCCAAUGCAAACCUGAAGCGUGUAUUGGCCGUCUUUGCCGCCUUCUUCCUAGCCUUUCUCGCUCUUAUAGCAUUUAAGAGCUGGGAGUCGCAUGAAAACAGCCUAAUGUUUCCGCGCAUCCUCAAAUCGCCUGUGCCGCCUAUGCCCAUGAACAUCCAGACCUUCGAGCGCAACUCCCUCUACGCAGACCGUCCCUCUCCUGAGUCCGAUGCAGCCUGGAACGCACUCCUCCCCGAAGGUCGCGGCUUCGUCUACGUCUCCGAGUCGGAAAGCUACGCUCUGCCACCGGGCGAAAAGACAUUCUACGGCGAGAUAUACUCUGUGUCCUUGUUUCAUCAACUGCACUGUCUAGGCCAACUGCGCAAAUACUAUUGGUUGUUGAUCGAUGGAAUCUCGAGCAACAGUACGAGUUUGAAGCCAAUGGUAGAGGGCUUGUUGGGACCUUCGGGUGAGCAUGUAUCGCAUUGCUUUGAUUACUUGCGACAGACACUGCAGUGUGCAGGAGACAUGGCGUUGGAGUGGCCGAGAAAAGAGGAGGAUGGUAGUAGGUUUGCUGUGGAUGGAUGGGUGAGUUACACAUCUUCUUUUACUAGACUGCGUGCUGAUCAUCGAUGCAGNGACAUCCCUCACGAAUGCCGGAGCUGGGAUCAUAUUGUCGAUUACAUGAAGGGCUCAUACUUUAAUUUGUCCAUGAACAGCGACAUUGCGCCUGAUCAUCCUAUGCAUUCCGACGGCAAGGCGAAGUUAUGA